CACAGCGUCCACGCUGAACUGUUUUGAUGGUCACGUGCUUGGAUCGGAAAGGUGCUCGUGUGACGCUCUGAUGUUCCCGACGCCUCUGUACUCUCAUGCGGGCCGCGGCUGUUUUUCAGAUGUGUACGAGCCCGCUGAAGACUCAUUUCUGCUUCUAGAUGCUCUGGAGAAAGAUGCCGAAAGACUGAAACACAGCAGGCCAUCGGUGUGUCUGGAGGUGGGCAGCGGAUCUGGUGUUGUGUCUGCUUUUCUGGCAUCUGUUGUUGGGUCAGGAGCAUUAUAUCUCUGCACUGAUGUGAAUCCAGCAGCAUCUCGGUGCACACAGGAAACAUCUCACUGUAACAGCCUUCAGCUACAGCCACUCGUCACUGACCUGGUUGAGUGUCUUUUGCCGAGGUUGAAUGGAAAAGUGGAUGUGCUUGUAUUUAAUCCACCAUAUGUCGUCACCCCAUCAGAGGAGGUGGGCAGUCACGGCAUCGAGGCGUCGUGGGCCGGUGGAAAGGGAGGUAGAGAGGUGAUGGACAGAUUCUUUCCCAUCAUUCCACAGCUGUUAUCGGUUCACGGGCUGUUCUACUUGGUUACCGUUUCCGAAAACAACCCGAAGGAGAUCUUGUCUCUUUUAAGAGAAUCUGGACUAAAAGGAGAUGCAUGUUUGUCCCGUCAGGCUGGGCGAGAGAGACUAUCCAUACUGCGAUUCAGUAAACGAUGAUGGUACCUAAAUACCAGACUCUCAUCAGGACAUAAACACUGUAAAUCACACGGCAAGCUUGUCUGGAUACACCAUGAGAUCAGAGUCUGACACCCAAUGCAAUGUUUAACUCCCGUUAUUACAUAAGAGCAAUUGCACCUGUUCCCAAAUCAUUAUAAUAUGUGACUUAAGGAAAACAUACAGUCUGUUACUGACCUAUUUGUAAUUCAGGAACACAAAUUAAGUCUAGAUUUUUCAAUGUAUUGUAAGGGGAGGAUUACUAGUUUACAGGCUUCUUUUUAAAUGUCAUGCUGUAAUGUUUUAUGGACAAGAUGCCCAGUCAGUUAAAAAACAAAAAGAACCAUCAAAUGAAUCUGUGGGCAGGAUCUACCAAAAACUACCUUAUGCUCAAUUCCAGUAUGCUUCAUCCAGCUGUUAAACAAGAAUAUAACCUGUGUGCAAUUUCCAGAAAAAUGCAAAAUAUUCAUGCCAAAAGCAAAUGUUUAUAUUGUAUGCCGUUACAUAUAAUACUGUGCAGCAUUUGUACCAGGAAAUACAGAGUCCAAGUAACAGUAAAACCAACAAUUUUAGAAGGACUGUUAUCAAGAGCUUUUAAUAAGCUAAAACAUUUGGAAAUUGUUCUUUAGAUCCAAUUUGGAAUGUUUACAAUUUUAUGUAACCAUUUUUACUUAAGAGUACAAUGCAUCAGAUCGCUGAAAUAAAGAACUGACUAUAAUACCAAU
Messenger RNA from Xyrauchen texanus (razorback sucker), 1431 nucleotides. It is a transcript of the gene hemk2, whose product is annotated as N-6 adenine-specific DNA methyltransferase 1. Gene Ontology annotation, molecular function: protein methyltransferase activity; S-adenosylmethionine-dependent methyltransferase activity; nucleic acid binding. Bases 71 to 709 code for a protein of 212 amino acids. NCBI's taxonomy places the organism in Eukaryota, Metazoa, Chordata, Actinopteri, Cypriniformes, Catostomidae. The record is from RefSeq and is a predicted model, not a curated record. Gene Ontology annotation, biological process: methylation. The transcript has 7 exons. Gene Ontology annotation, cellular component: eRF1 methyltransferase complex.